This is a messenger RNA of Elgaria multicarinata webbii, 4169 nucleotides long. Its product is annotated as BOS complex subunit NOMO1-like. The coding region runs from base 16 to 3654 and encodes 1212 amino acids. The record is from RefSeq and is a predicted model, not a curated record. Gene Ontology annotation, molecular function: carbohydrate binding. The transcript has 31 exons. Gene Ontology annotation, cellular component: endoplasmic reticulum membrane. NCBI's taxonomy places the organism in Eukaryota, Metazoa, Chordata, Lepidosauria, Squamata, Anguidae.
GAAGGACGCGGUGGGAUGCGGCGGCCGGGGUGGGCGCCGCUGGCGCUAUGCUGCUGGGCGGCCCUGUGGGCUGUGGCGCGGGGCUCCGAGGACAUCGUGGUGGGCUGCGGGGGCUUCGUCAAGUCCGACGUGGAGAUCAACUAUUCGCUGAUCGAGAUUAAGCUGUACACGAAACACGGGACCCUGAAAUACCAAACGGACUGCGCUCCAAACAAUGGAUAUUUCAUGAUUCCUCUGUACGAUAAGGGGGAUUUUGUCCUUAAAAUUGAGCCUCCCCUAGGGUGGACGUUUGAGCCGACAAGUGUGGACAUCCAUGUUGAUGGCAUCAAUGACAUUUGCACUAAAGGAGGCGAUAUCAACUUUGUGUUUACGGGUUUCUCUGUAAAUGGGAAGGUUCUCAGCAAAGGUCAAACACUGGGUCCCGCUGGAGUUCUUGUGGCCCUGCGGAAUCCUGGGUCAGAGGUGAACCUACAAGCCACGGCCACUCAGCCUGGAGGAAAGUAUGCCUUUUCUAAAGUGCUCCCAGGAGAAUAUGAAAUCUUUGCUUCUCAUCCUACCUGGGCGCUGAAAGAGGCCAGCACAACCGUACGAGUCACCAGCUCCAACGCUUUGGCUUCCAACCCUCUGAUCGUGGCCGGUUACAACGUUUCCGGAUCUGUCCGAAGCGACGGGGAGCCCAUGAAAGGGGUCAUGUUCCUCCUGUUCUCCUCUUCGGUGACCAAGGAGGACAUCAUGGGCUGCAACACCUCCCCGGUCGACAGCUUUCCAGUCCGAGAUGACUCCCUUGCCUACCUCUGCAGCGUCAUCUCCAAAGAGGACGGCUCCUUUACCUUCCUGUCUUUGCCCAGCGGGAAAUACACGGUGGUGCCCUUUUACAGGGGGGAAAGAAUUACAUUUGAUGUCGCUCCGUCUAGAUUGGACUUUACAGUGGAGCAUGAUAGUUUAAAGAUUGAGCCCGUCUUCCAUGUCAUGGGCUUCUCGGUCACGGGGAGAGUGUUGAAUAGUCCCGAAGGCGAAGGCGUUGCGGAUGCUACCGUGAUGUUGAAUAGUCAGAUUAAAGUUACCACAAAGUCCGACGGCUCCUUCCGCCUUGAAAACAUAACCACCGGCACGUACACCAUUCACGCCCAGAAGGAGCACCUGUUCUUUGAGACCAUUACGGUGAAAAUUGCCCCCAACACUCCCCAACUGGCUGACAUCGUAGUGACGGAGUUCAGUGUCUGUGGACAGGUCUCCGUAUCCCGCUUCCCGGACUCCGUCAAGCAGUUCAGCAAGUACAAGGUGACCAUGUGGCCGCAAGACAGGGACAAGGCGCUGUUGGUUACUACUGAAACUGACACCCGCGGGGCGUUUUGCUUCAAGGCAAAAUCUGGUGCAUAUGUCAUUCAGGCCAUCGUUCCUGAGGCAGAAGCCAGAGCAGGUCUUGCUUUGAAGCCGAAAACUUUUCCCGUGACUGUUGCCUCCAAGCCCGUCCUGGAUGUGACCUUCUCCCAAUUCCUGGCUUCCAUUUCGGGGAAAAUAACUUGCUUGGAUGCUUGCGGUGACCUGACGGUGACUCUACAGUCCUUGAAUCGGCAGGGAGAGAAGAGCAGCCUCCAACUCGCGUCCAAGUCUAACUCUCUGACGUUCCUGUUCGAGAACGUCUUGCCGGGCAAAUACAAAAUGAGCAUUAUCCGCGAAGACUGGUGCUGGAAGAAUAAAUCCUUGGAGCUUGAGGUUAUGGAAGAAGAUGUCUCGGGGGUCGAGUUCCGUCAGACGGGAUAUAUGCUGCGGUGUUCCCUUUCGCACGCGAUUACCUUGGAGUUUUACCAGGAUGGAAACGGGCCAGAGAAUGUUGGCGUUUACAACCUGUCCAAAGGAGUAAACAGAUUCUGUCUUUCUAAGCCUGGUGUGUAUGAAGUCACACCCCGUUCCUGUCACCGCUUUGAACACGAGUACUACACCUACGACACGUCUGCUCCGAGCAUCCUAACACUGACUGCAAUUCGGCACCACGUGCUUGGAACGAUAACGGCGGAUAAACUGAUGGACGUGAUGGUUACCAUUAAAUCCUCGAUCGACAGCGAACCCGACUUGGUGCUCGGCCCGCUGAAGUCGCAGCAGGAGCUGCGUCGGGAGCAGCAGCUGGCCGAAAUCGAGUCCCGCAGGCAGGAGAGGGAGAAGAAAGGGCCGGAAGAAGAAGGGUCCAAGCCUCCGGUACAGGAAAUGGUGGAGGAGCUGCAAGGCCCUUUCCAUUACGACUUCUCCUACUGGGCCAGGUCCGGGGAGAAAAUCACCGUCACCCCGUCCUCGAAAGAGCUUCUUUUCUACCCUCCUUCCAUAGAAACGGUGGUCAGUGGAGAGAGCUGCCCUGGGAAGUUGAUAGAAAUACACGGAAAAGCGGGUUUGUUCCUGGAAGGAACGAUCCACCCCGAAUUGGAAGGUGUCGAGAUCGUCAUUGGCGAGAAAGGAGCGCCCUCGCCCCUGAUCACCGUCUUCACGGAUGACAAAGGUUCCUACAGCGUGGGGCCGCUCCACAGCGACCUGGAAUACACCGUCACCGCCCAAAAGGAAGGGUUCGUUUUGAGUGCUGUGGAAGGGACCGUCGGGGACUUCAAAGCUUUUGCUCUUGCCGGAGUCACUUUCGAGAUUAAAUCUGAAGACGACCAUCCCCUGGCGGGGGUCCUCCUCUCCCUGAGCGGAGGCGUCUUCCGCUCCAACCUCCUGACUCAAGACAAUGGCAUGCUGAUGUUCUCCAACCUGAGUCCGGGCCAGUAUUACUUCAAGCCCAUGAUGAAGGAAUUCCGCUUCGAACCCUCGUCUCAAAUGAUCCAAGUGCAGGAAGGACAGAAUCUGAAAAUCACUAUUAUUGGUUACAGGACGGCAUACAGCUGUUACGGAACCGUUUCUUCUUUGAAUGGAGAACCUGAACAAGGGGUUUCGGUGGAAGCCGUGGGGCAAGGAGAGUGCCACGUGUACGGAGAAGACACCGUCACGGACGAAGAGGGCAAGUUCAGGCUGCGUGGGUUGCUGCCUUCUUGUGUGUAUCACAUCCAGCUGAAAGCUGAAGGCAACGAUCACAUCGAACGAGCCCUCCCGCAGCAUUCUGCCAUCGAGGUUGGCAGCCGUGACAUUGAGGAUGUGAAUAUUAUCGCUUUCAGACAAAUCAACCAGUUUGACCUAAGCGGGAAUGUGGUCACGUCUUCGGAGCACCUCCCCACCUUAUGGGUGAAGCUUUACAAAAGUGAAAACCUCGACAACCCAGUUCACACCGUCUCUUUGGGCCAGUCUUUAUUCUUCCAUUUCCCUCCGCUACUCCGGGAUGGAGAGAAUUACAUGGUGCUUUUGGACUCGACGCUCUCCAAAUCGCAGUACGACUACACCCUGCCCCAAAUUUCGUUCGCUACCGUCGGGUACCACAAACACAUCACGUUGCUUUUCAAUCCUACGAGAAAGCUGCCUGAACAGGAUAUCGCGCAAGGAUCUUACAUCGCCUUGCCGUUGACGCUGCUGCUUCUAUUGGCUGGGUACAACCACGAUAAGCUCAUUCCCUUGCUGCUCCAGCUGACCAGCCGCCUCCAAGGGGUGCGCACUCUCGGCCAGGCGGGCUCUGACGCGGGCAGCCUCGAGGACAUGAAGAGGCAAGCCAAGAAGCAGAAGACGAGGCGGACGUGAGGCAUGGAACGGUCUCGCGUCAAGGUGGAAUUGUGGCGUUUUUGACCAGCAUAGCUGCUAAACGUGACCCCAGGACCUGGGGAAGGCGUUAGUUUACACUUGAGCCGUCGACUCAGAUUACUUCCACUCAGGAGAGACUGGUGCUUUCCAUGUCAGUGGGGCGGCGAAUCCACUCCGGGUUUUAUUCAGAACCAGUCAGGACUCUGAAGGAGCUAUCCAAGCUGAGGAAGCACCUUGAUUAGCGCCUUUGGAGUUCUGGCUGAAACCCGGAACGGAUUCCCUGCCCUACUGACACCGGAGCCGGCAGCCUCAGCUGGUUCCAUCAUGGGUAUGAAUUCGACACGGCAUCGAGCAAAUGUCGCCGCCGUUUAAAAAGAAUGACCCAACCAGCUCUUGUCACGGAGAACACUUUUCCACAGGGGUGUUGGGAUAACAUUGUUGUCGGAGGAUCUUUUGAUACUUUUCUUCGUUGGGGGUUUGCAAGAACCAUGGCCGAUAAAGUUUGGUUUCACCUC